Molecule: messenger RNA, 2835 nt
Organism: Sarcophilus harrisii (Tasmanian devil)
Lineage: Eukaryota; Metazoa; Chordata; Mammalia; Dasyuromorphia; Dasyuridae
Product: zinc finger protein 260-like
Exons: 4
Coding region: 161-2143 (660 amino acids)
Biological process (GO): negative regulation of transcription by RNA polymerase II
Molecular function (GO): DNA-binding transcription repressor activity, RNA polymerase II-specific
Source: RefSeq, a predicted model, not a curated record
GGGUCCUUCAAGGGUGGGAGCAACAGGACCCUGAGAUUAAGACCAGGGACCAGAGGGAGGAACUUGGCAAAAUGGAGUCUUUGAUUGCUUUGCUACCUCCACAGGGAGCCAGGAGUCCAGAGGCAAUGGGCCCUGGGAACCUGGACCUUCUCCUCAGGUGAUGGUGACAUUCAAGGAUGUGGCUGUGGAUUUCACUAAGGAGGAGUGGCGGCUCUUGGAGCCCUCUCAAAAGGAGCUGUACAAGGAGGUCAUGGUGGAGAAUGCCAAGAACCUGCUAUCCCUGGGGCUUCCAGUUCUCAGAGAAGAGGUGACCUCUUAUUUUGAGCAAAGGGAAGCACUGUGGAUGCUGGACCAAGAAGGACUGAAGAAAUGCUCUCAAGAGAUUAGACUUGGAAUGAAGGAAACUCCUGCAGAGCAAAAUCAUUCUGUGUUGGAAACUCACAAGCAAAGACUGAUGGGUGAUGGUCGCUGUGACUUAACUUGGAGAGAAAUUUGUGCAUCACAUGAGAGAAUCCAGAUUAGAGAGAGAGAUUGUGAAGGAAACCAAUGUGGAAAAGGUUUUAUAAAAAAGGAAACUCUCAUUGUACAUCAGAAAAUCCGCACUGGAAGGAAGCCUUAUGAAUGUAACCAAUGUGGGAAAGCUUUUAUAAAAAGAGGAAUUCUUACUACACACCAGAGAAUCCACACAGGAGAAAAACCUUAUGAAUGUAAUCAAUGUGGGAAGGCCUUUAGACAUAAGAACAGUCUUACUGACCAUCAGAGAAUCCACACUGGAGAGAAACCUUAUGAAUGUAACCAAUGUGGAAAGGCUUUUACAAAUAGAGGAUUUCUUAGUUUACAUCAGAUAACCCACACUGCAGAGAAACCUUAUGAAUGUAACCAAUGUGGAAAGGCUUUUAGACAGAAUGGAGCUCUUAUUAGACAUCAACUAGUCCACACUGGAGAGAAACCUUAUGAAUGUAACCAGUGUGGGAAGGCUUUUAGACAAAAGGCAUCUCUUACUGGACAUCAAAGAACCCACACUGGAGAGAAGCCUUAUGAAUGUAAUCAAUGUGGGAAGAGCUUUAGAGACAAGGGAGCUCUUACUGAUCAUCAGAGAACCCACACUGGAGAGACUCCUUAUGAAUGUAACCAAUGUGGAAAGGCUUUUAGACAAAAGGGAGCUCUUACUGUACAUCAGAGAACCCACACUGGAGAGAAACCUUAUGAAUGUAACCAUUGUGGAAAGGCUUUUAGAAAAAGGGGAGUUCUUACUGUACAUAAGAGAACCCACACUGGAGAGAAACCUUAUGAAUGUAAUCAAUGUGGAAAGGCUUUUACAAAUAGAGGAUUUCUUACUUUACAUCAGAGAACCCACACUGGAGAGAAACCUUAUGAAUGUAACCAGUGUGGAAAGGCUUUUAUAUAUAAGCAACGUCUUAUUGAUCAUCAGAGAAUCCACACUGGAGAGAAACCUUAUGAAUGUAAUCAAUGUGGAAAGGCUUUUAGACAUAAGGGAACUCUUAUUGGACAUCAGAGAAUCCACACUGGAGAGAAACCUUAUGAAUGUAACCAAUGUGGAAAGGCUUUUAGAGAAAAAGGAACUCUUAUUGGACAUCAGAGAAUCCACACUGGAGAGAAACCUUAUGAAUGUAACCAAUGUGGGAAGGCUUUUAGAAAAAAGGGAGCUCUUACUGGACAUCAAAGAAUCCACACUGGAGAGAAACCUUAUGAGUGUGAACAGUGUGGAAAGACUUUUAGAAAAAAGGGAGCUCUUACUGGACAUCAGAGAAUCCACACUGGAGAGAAACCUUAUGAAUGUAACCAGUGUGGAAAGACUUUUAGAGAAAAUGGAACUCUUAUUGGACAUCAGAGGACCCACACUGGAGAGAAACCUUAUGAAUGUAAGCAGUGUGGAAAAACUUUUAGAAAAAAUGGAGCUCUUGUUGGACAUCAGAAAAUCCACACUGGAGAGAAACCUUAUGAAUGUAACCAGUGUGGAAAGCCUUUUAGACAUAAGCAAAGUCUUACUAAUCAUCAGAAAACCCACACCGAAGAGAAACCUAACGAAUGUAACCAAUGUGGAAAGGCUUUUAGCAAAAAGGGUGCUCUUACCAGACAUCAGAGAUUCCACACUGGAGUGACACCUUAUGAAGUUAAAUAAUGUGGAAAAGCUUUUAAAAAUAGAUGAACUCUUAGUACACAUCAGGGAGUCCACACUGUAGAGAAAUGUUAGGAAUGUUAUCAGUGUAAAAAGGCAUUUAGAAGUGAGCUCUUACUGGACAUCAGACAAUCCAUCCUGGAGAGAAACCUUAUGAAUGUAAGUAAUAGUGGAAGUGUUUUGUUUUUGUUUUUUUUUGGAAGGGAAAUUUUUGAGUGAAUUCCCAACAGUUAGAGAAUGUCUGAAUAAGUUAUGGUAGAUGAACAUUAUGGGAUAUUAUUUUUCUUUAAGAAAUAAUCAACUUGACAAUUUCAGAGAGGCCAAGAGAGACUUACAUGAAACUCAUUGGAUUAUUUGCCAUGGAUCAUAUUGCUAGGGGAUGGGAUGGGGGUAAGGUAGGAAAAAAAUUUGACAUUGUUUUGCAAGGGUCAAUGUUGAAAAUUAUGCAUGCCUAUGUUUUGAAAAUAAAACACUUUAAAAAAGAAAAAAAAAUUAUAAAUGAAUUUUUUAUUCUGCAUCGGAAAAUCCACACUGAAGGGAAAUCUUAUGAAUGUAAUCAUUGUGGAAAGACUUUUAGAGAAAGGAGAGUCCUCACUGGACAUUAGAGAAUGCAAACUGAGGAGAGGGUUUAUGAAUGUAACUAGUGUUGUUAAAAAAUUUUUAAACAUAAGAGAGUUCUUGCCAAGGCAAACUAU